AAUCGCGCCAAAUUUUUCCACACAGACAGACAAAAGGCUUGUGUUUGUAUACUGCAUUCUCAUUCUACCUUUUAAAUUUUACUUUGAAUCGUCAUAAUCGUUGUUUUCGUAUUUGUUCAACAUUCGCAUAAAUAAUGGAUUCUUCCAGUCAAAAUACGGAUAAUAUUCUGGAUAGAUUAGUAUCACCAGAUCGUCCAUUUCAAGAACAAACUGAAGAUGAAUUAAUGGAUGGUGAAUAUCAUGAUGAAGUCGAACGAUUAUUCAAUGAUGCUACAUCUGAAAUAGAUGAUUCUUCACAACAACAACAAUCAAGACGUAUUGUUCGUGAUGGAAAUGUUCGUAAUCAAGGUGAUGAUGAUGAUGAAGAAAGUGGUGAAGAAUUGUUUGGCAAUGAUUUUGAACGUGAUUAUUUGCCAAGACCUGAAUUGGAUGUUUAUGAACGUGAUCAAUUGGAUGAUGCUUCAUAUUCGGAAUUAUCGGCCGAUGAUCGUCGUGCUGCUGAAGCUGAAUUACGGCAACGAGAUAAAAUUGAAGGCAGAAUUGCUGGCCGUAUGAGACGUGGUCUGGAUAUUUAUGAUGAUGAAUCGGAAAUUACUGAAACGGCUGAUGCUGAACUAGAAUCGGCAAAGAAAAAGAAACGAUUUUCAAGACGUACGGCCGAAAUUUUUGGCGAAUUAGAAGAUGAAGAUAGAAUGGUUGAAUCGAUUGAAAAUCUCGAAGAUACUCGUGGACUUUCUGUUCGUGAUUGGGUCGUACAAAUGGCACCGAAACGUGAAAUUUUCAAUCGUUUCAAAGAAUUUUUGAUCAACACUUGUGAUGAACGUAAUCGUUUUAUUUAUCGAGAUAAAAUCAAAUCAAUGGUCGAAGAUAAUCGCCAAUCAUUCGAAGUGGAAUAUCAUAUUCUAGCUGCUAAAGAACAAAUUCUAGCCUAUUUUUUACCGGAUGCACCGCUUGAAAUGUUUGAAAUUUUCAACGCAGCUGCCAAAGAUAUCGUGUUGAAAAUGUAUCCAGCAUAUAGUCGAAUUGCUAAAGAAAUCUAUGCACGAAUCAGUCAUUUACCAUUACUUGAAGAUAUACGUUCAUUACGACAACUUCAUCUCAAUCAAUUGGUUCGUACACAUGGUGUAAUCACAUCGGCUACAUCGAUUCUGCCACAAUUGUCUAUAGCUAAAUAUGAUUGUCUUAAAUGUCAUUAUGUUCUUGGACCAUUCAUUCAGACACAAUUGUCCGAAACAAGGCCUGGCUCUUGUCCAGAAUGUCAAAGUAAUGGUCCAUUUUCAUUGAAUAUGGAAGAAACUAUUUAUCAAAAUUAUCAACGAAUCACCAUCCAGGAAGCACCGGGAAAAGUUUCUGCUGGUCGUAUUCCACGAUCUAAAGAUGUUAUUCUUUUAGGCGAUCUAUGUGAUUCAUGUCGUCCUGGUGAUGAAGUAGAAGUGACUGGUGUUUAUUCCAAUUCCUAUGAUGGAUCUUUGAAUAUUGCAAAUGGAUUUCCUGUUUUUUCCACCGUCAUUCUUGGUAAUCAUGUUCUUCGUAAAGAUAAUUGGGCUGCAGCCAUCUCCAUUACGGAUGAUGAUGUUGUAGAUAUUUUGAAAUUGUCUAAAGAUUAUCGAAUCGCUGAUCGUAUUAUUGCAUCAAUGGGUCCAUCGAUUUAUGGCCAUAAAAAAGUAAAACGUGCCCUAGCAUUGGCAUUGUUUGGUGGUGAAUCGAAAAAUCCUGGUGAUAAACAUCGAAUCAGAGGCGAUAUAAAUGUAUUGCUUUGUGGUGAUCCUGGAACGGCUAAAUCACAAUUUUUGAAAUAUUUAUCCAAAAUUGCUCCACGUGCCGUGUUCACUACUGGUCAAGGUGCAUCGGCUGUUGGUUUGACUGCUUCGGUACACAAAAGUCCAUUGACAAGAGAAUGGACACUGGAAGCUGGAGCAUUGGUAUUGGCUGAUCGUGGUGUUUGUUUAAUUGAUGAAUUUGAUAAAAUGAGUGAUCAAGAUCGAACUUCAAUACAUGAAGCUAUGGAACAACAAUCUAUUUCGAUUUCAAAAGCAGGCAUUGUUGCUUCAUUACAGGCUCGUUGUUCUGUAAUAGCAGCAUCGAAUCCGAAUGGUGGACGUUAUGAUGUUGGCCUUACAUUUGCACAAAAUGUCGACCUAACUGAACCGAUUAUAUCACGUUUUGAUAUUAUUUGUCCUGUACGUGAUGUUGUUGAUCCAUAUGCUGAUGAACAAUUGGCAAAAUUCGUUGUACGAUCACAUAUUCGUCAUCAUCCACAUGCAACCGAAGAAGAUAGACAAAAAAUCAAAGAUGCUAAUCUUCAAGAUCAAAUAGCAAAUCUUGAAGAGAAUUUAGAACAAAUGACCAGCCAAGAACAGAUGAAUGAAGUUACAUCAUCGGAUCUUGAACUGAUACCACAGGAUUUAUUACGUAAAUAUAUUAUCUAUGCAAGACAACGUAUACAUCCAAGAUUGGCUAAAAUUGAUAAAGAUAAAAUUACACGAUUAUAUUCAGAAUUACGUCGUGAAUCAAUGUUGACCGGUUCGAUUCCUAUUACUGUACGUCAUAUUGAAAGUAUAAUUCGUUGUGCCGAAGCUCAUGCUCGUAUGCAUCUACGUGAUGCUGUCGGUGAAAAUGAUGUCAAUAUUGCCAUUCAAACAAUUAUCGAUAGUUUUAUUGAAACACAAAAAUAUAGUGUACAAAAAACAAUGAUGAAGACAUUUAGCCGCUAUUUUUCACGUUCAAAUACCGAAUUAUUAUUCACAUUGUUACGACAAAUGAUGCAUGAAGAAAUUGUUUUACGACGUAAUCGAUCACAUCGUAAUGAUCACAAUAUGGGUGGCGAUGAUGAUGAUGAUUUUAUUGAAAAGGUUGAAAUUAGUGAACCAGAAUUUGCUAAAAGGGCACGACAAUUGGAAAUUUAUCAUUUGAAAAAUCUUUAUGAAAGUCGAUCAUUUACAAUGCAAAAUUAUCAUUAUGAUCCAUCACGUAAAGUAAUUGUGCAGAAAUUCUAACCACAUUGUGAUGAAUGGAAAUUUAAAAUUUUCCGAUAUAUAAUGCCAGAAAGAUGAUAUCAUAGGACAAAAAAAAUGUCAAUUGUCAUCAUCAUUAUUCAACAUUUCUUUUCAUUUCA
Molecule: messenger RNA, 3115 nt
Organism: Dermatophagoides farinae (American house dust mite)
Lineage: Eukaryota; Metazoa; Arthropoda; Arachnida; Sarcoptiformes; Pyroglyphidae
Gene: Mcm2
Product: DNA replication licensing factor Mcm2
Biological process (GO): double-strand break repair via break-induced replication; mitotic DNA replication initiation; DNA replication
Cellular component (GO): nucleus; MCM complex
Molecular function (GO): ATP hydrolysis activity; single-stranded DNA binding; 3'-5' DNA helicase activity
Source: RefSeq, a predicted model, not a curated record